UAAAAAUGUAGCUGCAAGCCUGGGAAGUCCUGACUGGAGCUCUUUGUGCCUCCUCCGCCCACGGCUGCUCCAAGUGACAGCUCCUGCUGGGAAGAUGCACUGGUGGAAAGUGAUGGCAGCCCUUCUGCUCUGCUCACUGCUGCUCAGCCAGAGCCACGGCGUGUCCCUGUCCCUGUCCCCGUCCCUGCAGCAGCCCCGCAGCCCCCGGCAGCGGCGCAUGACGCCCUUCUGGAGAGGAGUGUCCCUGAGACCCAUCGGAGCCUCGUGCAGGGACAACAGCGAGUGCCUCACCAUGCUCUGCAGGAAAAACCGCUGCCUCCUGUCCACGGCCUCGGCGUGAGCUGGCACCAAGCACAGCCUGCACUGUUACUGCUGACCAUGCUCCACACACUUGGGAUGUAUUUAUUGACUGCUCAGGAGCUGCAAGGGCCUGGAGCAAUCAGAGUAUUUAAUAUUUCUGUCACAUGUGCUGAUAAAAGGACUUCAAGGAGCUCGAGAGCAUCUCCUCCCACAGCCAUGCCUCAGGAGGCCUCUGGCCAAGCUCAAUAAAAGGGCUCUGCAUCUCCUGCUCGUUUGGUUUUUUUGUAAUGCUUUCUAUUAUUUAUUUGAAGGUGUGAAUUAAAGUAUAUGUUCAGCAAAGCAGCUUGGUUUUCCUUGUAUCUUGAGCAAAGGGUUGAGCUGGGGCUCAGUUCCAGCCAG
Messenger RNA from Ficedula albicollis (Collared flycatcher), 699 nucleotides. RefSeq names its product liver expressed antimicrobial peptide 2 (gene LEAP2). The record is from RefSeq and is a predicted model, not a curated record. The transcript has 3 exons. Lineage: Eukaryota; Metazoa; Chordata; Aves; Passeriformes; Muscicapidae. Bases 95 to 340 code for a protein of 81 amino acids. Gene Ontology annotation, biological process: antimicrobial humoral immune response mediated by antimicrobial peptide; defense response to bacterium.